UUUCAUCAUUAUAAAUCAAUAUCAUUUGUUAAUCUUCAUUUCUUGAGAAAAUAUUAUAAUAUGUGUCUCAGAUCGUUCUAAUUGUCGAUUCGUUUUCAUCGAUGCGGUGGUUGAAGUGCUCGUUGAAAAUUUGUCUUGAUAGAUGACUAUCUAUUUAUACAAAGUCAUGAAGUGUAUCAGUGUACGUGAUUUAAAAAAUUUGUGCAAUUGAUGCGUUCCAUUCGAUUUGUGUCGUCGCCUCGUAUUCUUUCGCUCCUUUCAUCUUGAAUUCCCUUCAACCAUCCUGUACCUAUCUUCGCUUUGCAAUCUUCUCUUUCUGUUUUUGUCUCUAUCUCCGUUUAACUCUCUCUUUGUCGCGCUUUUCUCUGCUCCAUUCCUCAGUCGACCAGUCUCUCAAGGGGGCGUGCUUGGCCACAUUCAACAAUGAGCGAACGCAAAACUAUCUAAGCACGAGGCGCGAACGAAUGGUUCCCUGUGUUUUCUGCCUGUGUGUGGCCUAAUCUUUGCUUCGUGAGUGUGUUUACGUUGUGAAACAGUCGUCGGAUCUUUUUUUUGAAUUUCAAAUGGAUUCACAACGGCCAAUUACUUAACGAGAUGAGGAUUGACUUUUAAGCAUACCUCUUCUCCGAACGAAAUAUCGAAAAACAAUGAAAAAGAAGCGCAUUAAUUAGCCAAUAAUCGGAACGAUGCAUCAUGGCUUCGUCUUUAGGGGGACCAGGAAUGGCGUCGGGUGUUCCGACACCGCGAAGAGUCAACCUGGAGUUUCCACCACCUCCACCUUAUCCACCGCCUCACAGUCAGAUGGCUUGCACUGGAUUAGUGGAUCCUGGUCCUGUGGCGUCCGCAAUGACGAAUCCAACUCACCAGCAUCCCCUUCAGGAUUAUUCGUAUGCUUACUUCGAACCUGGUCCGAGUCGGCUGCACAGCACAUAUCCGGCGGAAGUGGGCCUGAAUCGUGUACAGCAGCAGCAACAACAACAAGUGCGUCCGGAUUCAUUCAAAAGGCAUACAUACAUGACACGAUACGGCACGGAGGAGAAUAUUUACGAGGAGAUAUCGGAAAUCAACAGACAAUGUCAUCGAGCGUUGCAUGGUUCGAGAAGAUCCCUGGUGGCGGAGGAAGUGCGACGUGUUCAGUCACGGCAUCGUCGAGUAUUAGGAGAAUUGAACCUGAGCGUAGAGGCGAUGUUAAUGCCCACAGUGGUCGAUAACAACAACGAGGAUGAAGCACAGGAUCAACGCGGAGCAUCUACGGAGGAACUGUUAUCCUCGGUCAGUCCCACUGAUGACCUCCUUUCGCCUGUUGGCUGUGACAUGGAUAGCGGCUUCAGUGGAAGCUCCAGUGCAAGUUACAGGUCUGGACUAGGAUCGUUGAGGAGAGGAAUGGGUAAGACUAGUACUCCGGAAUUAGCAGGCGGGCAACGUAAAACGAAGGCGGUUAUGAUCUGGAAAAAGGGUUGGAAAGGUUGGAAAAAACUGCAUUCUUUCGGAAACAAUAGCAACAAGACUGAUGAACCACGUUCAAGGUGCAGAUCAUGGGAUGACGUAGGACCGACUAAAAUGGAAACAGUCGGCCAAACGCAUAGACAACACCAUCCCUCUUUGGAGGCAACUAGAUCCAAUACUUCAACACAGUCGGCUAGAAGUGAGGAUUCCUGGUGCUCAGCUUCAGACCAUGACCUUUCUUCGGAUGAUGAGAGUGAAAAGAGUAAUAUCAGUAUUAAAAGUAAUUGCCAAUUGAGGAACACAUUGCACAAAGCAAGGACAUUAUGCGACAAGUGGAGACCUCAAAAUAUGCGAGUGAACAAUGCUGAUCCAUUGGAUUCGCCCGGAAAUCAUGGAAGACUAUCUAGAUGGUUCAGCAUCCGGAGAGGAUCAACGCAACAAUAUGAUGUGGAUUCUUGCGACACGGUAUCCCUUACCAGUCCGAUCAAAACUCCCCAAAUGCCGCAACUUUGUGAAAUUGAAGAAGAAAAUAGCGCAAUGGUACAAUUUCAAUGUAUGCAGCAACGUAGACAAACUCCACCCGCUCUUCCUCCAACACCUUCGAAUUUAACUCCUCAACAAUUAAAACGUCGACAUAUAGUAGCCGCUAUAGUACACUCUGAAAAUAGUUAUGUGUCUACAUUACAGAGGCUAGUAAAUGAUUACAAGAAACCAUUAGAGGAAUCCUCGCCACCUAUAUUGAGUCAGGCAAAAAUAGCAACAUUGUUUCAUAGAUUACCUGAAAUUCUGCAAUGUCAUACAUUAUUUAGAAUUGCAUUAGCGGAAUGUGUACGUUCAUGGGAUAAAGACGAAAAGUUAGGAGAUGUGUUUGUAGCAAGUUUCAGCAAGGCUAUCGUUCUUGAUAUUUAUAGUGGAUUUAUAAAUAAUUUUUCAGUAGCUAUGGAUUUGGCUAAACAAGAAUCAAAAAGAAAGACUGCACUUGCUGAUUUUUUCAAGGUGAAACAAAUAAGUGCACAUGACAGAUUAUCUUUUUUUGGAUUAAUGGUAAAACCUGUACAAAGAUUUCCACAGUUUAUAUUAUUCUUACAAGAUUUACUGAAACAUACACCCCAAGGUCAUCAUGAUAGAAUGUCGCUGCAAUUGGCAUUAACUCAAUUAGAAAGUUUAGCAGAAAUGUUGAAUGAAAGAAAACGAGAAGCAGAACAAUUCCAAGCAUUUAAAGAAAUGCUUCGACAUGUAUCUGGAAAACUGUCUCAUCGUCCUCUUUCAUCUUCAUCUAGGUAUUUAAUAAGAGAAGAUAAUGUUACACAGUUAGAAUUUAAUCAAAAUGGCAUGAUAACAAAAUCAAAAAGAAGAAGGUUAUUACUUUUAAAUGAUCUCGUAGUAUGUGUUUCGGUGACCCCAAGAUCUGCAGAAGAUUUUAGUGGUAGUGAAAGACUAACUUUGAAGUGGACAUAUCCUGUAUCGGAUAUUGAGAUUCAGGAUACAAGCACUUCACCCACAUUAAGUCGUUUAUUGACUGCUGGUCUAAAUAAAGGUGGUAGUCUAAAAUCUGAUAAAAGCGGAGAUUGCGGACAAGCAGGUGCAGAUAAUCUGUGCGUAGAAAUGAAUGAUCUAAUGCAUGAUUAUGAGGUUGUGUCUAGGAUAAGUGAUCUGAUUGCACAAUUGAAAGGUAAAUACGAGGGAAUGACGCUUGAAAAAACUAAACAAAUUCUACAGUCUAUACAACUUUCAAUACAACAAAAAGAUGAAGAUAUGGUUUGGGCAGAUAGUUGUUGCUUACAAUUAGUAACAAAACAAGGACAAAUGUACACAUUUCAAACUGAAAAUCCUUUAGUGAAAAAAGAUUGGAUAACGGAACUUAGAUUAGCACAAUUAGCCUUAGAUCCAAAUAAUUCGCCAUCUUGGGAAGUACCUGAACAAGAACAAAGACCAUCUACCAAAAUGCCGCUUUUUGUUAGUUCUCAACAAGUAUAUCAUUCGCAACAUCAGACAGAAGUACGUUGCGGUUGCUAUUACACCACGCAAAAUCCACGACCUACAAGACGCCGUGGUAGAAGUCAAAGUUAUUUAUGGAUAUGUACAGGAGACGGUAUAUCCAGUCAUGUAACAGUAUUUGGUCAAUCAACGACAGCCUCAGCCACCUCCUUAAAACAAAUUACGACUUUUGACUUAGUAGAAACUAAAGUUGCCGCUAUAGAAUUCGUAAAGGGUAUCUCUUCCGAUCCAUUGUCAUUAGCAGGAGAAGUUGUAUGGAUGGGUACAGAUUCUCGUAAAAUUAUUAUUUAUGCCGCCUUAGAACCUGAGAAGCAAGAAGAAUUAGGAAAUUAUUCUGUUGCUGGUCCAGUAAUACAAAUCAAAUAUCAUUGUGAUAAUGUUUUUGUUGCCCUAGGAAUUGGUUUGCUUCUACUCUUUAAAAGACAAAUGGACGGCACUUGGAAUCUUAAAGAUCCAUUUGUAAUAUCUCUAGGAAGUGAAUCAGUAUCUUGCUUGAUGCCAAUCAAUGCAUCUGUCUAUGCUGCUUGCGGCAAAAAAGUUUGGGUACUUAACGCAGUUAAUGGCGAUGUUACCAAAAGCUUUAGCGCUCAACACGAACAUGUUGGUAGUGUGAAACUAAUGGCUCAUUCUGGAGUCGGUCUUUGGGUUGCUCUUAAGAAUUCAAGUACUGUCUGUCUAUAUCAUACAGAAACUUUUAAACAUCUGCAGGAUAUCAACAUUGCAUCCAAUGUAUUGAGAGUAACAAGAUCGAAUGCUUCGAAUUCUUGUGGUGACAACUUAAAUAAUAAUCAAACUACCGUUACUGUGACAGCACUUUUAGCAUGUAAGGGUUUACUUUGGGUGGGUACAAACGUAGGCAUCAGUUUGACAAUUCCUUUACCGAGAUUAGAAGGUGUACCUAUUAUUAGUGGCCGAGUCAAUAUUUCAUAUCACGCACAUUUCGGUCCUAUUACCUUUUUACUUGCUAUUCAGAAUCCAAGAAAUAUGAUAAAUUGUACAACUGAUGAAAUUAAUGAUGAGGAAAAUAUACAAUUGAGAUCAAAAGAAUCGGAUAAUAAUAGAAACAGAGACCGAGCAAGUUUAGAUUCCUCUACAUCGAAUAGUAUAUUAAAAUUGAAGCAACAAUUGGCAGGUAGUCCAGUGAUGUUGAGACGAAAACGUAGUAAAGAAUAUGAGAAUAGAGGUUCAAAAACACUUCCUAGAGGACUCGGUUCUGGUGGAGGAUUUCUCUCAAAUUCUAUGUCCGGAUCACACAGUUCUGGAGAAAAUUGCGACGUAUAUGGUUUAUAUGGAGAAUUGAUGUAUGUGAAGGAUUACGAAAACGAGAAUAACUCUGGCAUUGAUUUAAUUUAUGAACCAUUAAGAAGAAGCGAUCCAGAACUGGCAGCCAUACCAAAUAAAGUUAGUACCUUAGAUCGUAGAUUAAAAAUGAAAAUCACUAGACCUAGGUCGCUUGAUUUAUCAAAUUGGUCUGUCGAUUCUCAUACAAGUUCUUUAUAUACGUCUUCGGGCUCAGAAGAAAAUCUCUCAUUAAAAACUGGUAAAUUGUCUCGAAAUAGUAGUACAGCUAGUCGAAAUGGCCCUUAUGAAACAACCACUCCCAACAGUAGUAUAGGACAAUCUGUACCGGAAACGAUACCACCACAUAAUAAUAUAAAAACAAAUACUAAAAAAAUCAACAAGACAUUACAACAAAUAGAACAGCCUAAACGAACUGUUUUAACUUUGAUGGGUGGUCGAGGUUAUAUCAAUUGGAGACAACUAAAUGCGCAAUCAAUUACUGAUAAAGGUUCUAAAUCAGGUUAUACUUUUAAAGAUCCUAAUAGUAAUGAUGCACACAUUGUUCUGUGGGAAAUGAAAUUAUGAUACUCAAUUAUAUUAGGCCUUUCGAUCCGACAGUAUAGAUAAAAAUGAUAAAAUGCUUUUAAUGGCCGAUGGCGAGCUCUGUAGAAUCGGCAAAUAGGACCAAAAAAGAAAUUAUUGUCGAAUUGAUAUCCAUUUAAUCGGGAUACUCGACAAGAAUAUGUUAAUUAAUUAGCUCACUUUUUAAGUUAGUCGCACAAUAAGUGUUCGAUAAUGUUUUUUUGGAAUUAUGUUUAAAAUAAUGUUCAACAUUUUCGAACGUUCUUAUCGUUUGCAGUGCAAAGAUAGUUUUCAUAUAGCUCUCUAAAAAAGAAAAAAGAAAUAUCUUUUUAUUACAUGCUUCCAUCCUUUAAUGCAAUGAAGAUCUUAAUAUUUUUGUUAUAAACAAAUUCUUUUAUGUACACUCGUAUAUAGGUUUUCACUUUUUUUUUUUUUAGGAACAAAGAGCAUACGAAUUUGCAUAUUAUUGAAAAGAAGAAUUAAUCUUUGAACAUCUAUUUUGAUAAAUAUUUGUUAUUUCUGUAGUUAUAAAUAAAAUAGUUUAAAGCAGUGGUAUUCUUAUAAAUAAUAAUGUAAUAAAAAUGAUUAAAUUUAAGAUUAUUUAUGAAUUAAUUUGAAAAAUGAUCGUGACAAUGAAUACCACUGAUUUGAAAUUCCAGUUUUUCGAGUUUUUGUUACUCGGUGGCAAUCAUGUGAUGUGCACAUGUAUUUGUAAGAUAUAUGAAUAUAAAACGUUAUCUUACGCUUUAUACGCAGGACGUUUCGCGUCAUGGGAAAAAAUGAUAGAAUUUUUAAGCGUUUCUUUUGUUUUCAUUUCGAAUCUUGUAAAUGAAAAUAUAAAAAAAGGACUCCCACUUUUGUAAACGGGAUGAAAUAAAGGACACAGAACAGCG
Messenger RNA from Apis laboriosa (Himalayan honeybee), 6200 nucleotides. RefSeq names its product rho guanine nucleotide exchange factor 10. Gene Ontology annotation, molecular function: guanyl-nucleotide exchange factor activity. NCBI's taxonomy places the organism in Eukaryota, Metazoa, Arthropoda, Insecta, Hymenoptera, Apidae. Bases 694 to 5310 code for a protein of 1538 amino acids. The record is from RefSeq and is a predicted model, not a curated record. Gene Ontology annotation, biological process: actin cytoskeleton organization; positive regulation of stress fiber assembly. The transcript is spliced from 15 exons.